CCACGGCCGUUCGUUCACAAAAUACGUAAACGUAAGCGCGUGGCCGAUCGAUGAGCGAUCGAGAAUGAUUAGUAAGAGAGAUCGUUAUUAAGAUCAUUCGUUUUUGGAUCGUUCGAUCGAUCGUUGAUUGAUUUGUCAAUAAUAAUAAAAACGUGAAUGUUAAUAUAAUAUUGUUUAUUAAGAACAUGAAUCGUUAAAGAGUCGAAAAGCAUAUCUCGAUCGAUGACUGGUCGAAAUUUGUUCGAUAAUCGUUAAUGCGUUUGGUUAGAAAAGAUUUGAAUGAUUUUUACAACAGUGCAGUGAGACUUGGACUCUUUUGAUAUUGUGAAAUAUUAAGUGCAUACCUGGGUAUAAAUAGACGUUUACUAAAAUGGGCGGUAAAGUAUCAGUGGUCGCAGAGCACCGUGUUCUGAAAAUCAGUCCGAAUUUGGUACCAAAGGAAACGACUUUUCCGAAAAAUCGAAUUAUAUCCAAUAAGCUAUUUUAUUUGUUACAGUACACACUAUGGAACUUCGUACCAAAAAAUCUCUUCGAGCAAUUUCGACGUAUUGCAAAUUUUUACUUCUUGCUCACUGCUCUCGUAGCGAUUAUCAUAGACUCACCAAUUUCACCACUAACCAGUUCUGUGCCAUUGGUAUUCGUUAUUCUAGUCACAGCUUGUAAACAAGGAUAUGAGGAUUUCAAUCGCUAUCGUUCAGAUCAGCGUGUCAAUCGUACACUCUGUACAGUUAUUCGUAACAAAUGUGUACAGAAUAUCCAUUGCGAGAAAAUAGUCGUGGGAGAUCUAGUAAAAGUUAGUAGGGACGAAGAUGUUCCUUCUGACUUACUUCUCCUGUACAGUAGCGAUGAGAGUAAUUCCUGUUACGUGACAACAUCUAAUCUUGAUGGAGAAACUAAUCUUAAGACGCUAUACGUUCCAAGAGUUGUCUCAUCCAUUUCCAUUACUGAUAUUGUAUCCAUGGAGGCUGUGGUUACUUGCCAACAUCCAAUACCUAAUUUAUAUACGUUUCAUGGUAAAAUUGAAGUAACACACAAUAAUGAACAAUUAAAUGGAUUUCUGACAAUAGACAAUGUGUUAUUGCGAGGAGCCAGACUCAAAGAUACCGAAUUCGUGAUUGGAUGCGCAAUUUAUACUGGUCAGGAUACAAAACUCUCUAUGAAUUCAAAAAUCACGACAAAUAAAUUUUCUACGGUUGAAAGAUCCAUAAAUACAUAUUUAUUAGUCUUUAUCAUAGUUUUAUUGGUAGAAAUUUUUUUUUCUACGUUGAUGAAGGCAAUCAUAGAAAUAAAAUCUAAUAGGGAUGAUUAUUGGAGCCAGAAAAAUCCUAUUACUGCCCGUACUGUCUUGGUUGAUAUUUUUUCUUUUACACUACUGUACAAUUAUAUUGUUCCAAUAUCCCUUUACGUUACUGCUGAGAUGCAAAAGUUUUUGGGUUCUUUUUUCUUUGGUUGGGAUAUUGAUCUCUACGAUGAGGCAACUGAUCAACCAGCGAAGGCAAAUACUUCUGAUUUGAAUGAGGAACUAGGCCAGGUCGAAUAUUUAUUUACUGACAAGACUGGAACCCUCACUGAUAAUCUUAUGGUGUUUAGACGCUGCUCCAUAAAUGGAAAAUGUUAUAUGGAAAAAGAUUGUGAUGGUAAUCUUUACUUAUUACCAUCUAGCGGAAUUGAGGAGCUUGCUGAGAAAUUAGAAACUUGGCAGCCCGAUAUUUGGCACUUUAUGAUAAGCAUUUCUCUUUGUCAUGCCGUCCACAUUGCACCUCCAAGUCAAAAAGCUAGUAUUAUGGCUCGAAGAUCAUUUUUCCGUGAAAGCUUUCGCCAGAAGAAAACUACAGUUAUCAACAGCUCCUUACUCAUGGAUCCGGAUCUACCGGAAUAUCAGGCUGCGUCGGCCGAUGAAAAGGCUUUGGUAGAAGCUAGUGCUCGAUGUGGUGUGGUAUUUCAAAAGGAUUCUGGUGAUGAAUUGGAACUUAAAGUUAAAGACGAUAUAUUAAAGUUUAAAAGAUUGGAGACUCUCGAAUUCACAUCUGAGAGGAAACGAAUGUCGGUUGUGGUAGAGGAUGCUGCAGGAGAUUUAUGGUUGUAUUGUAAAGGUGCUGAUUCAGCCAUCUUUCCACUUAUAGUAAAAGGAAGAAUUAAAGAGGCCAACGAUCACAUAUCCGACUUUUCUGUGAGGGGUCUGCGGACGCUUGUAAUUGGUUACAAAAAAUUAAAACAAACCGAUUACGCUCGGCUAAUGCAAAACAUAGAGUAUUCUCGACAAAUAAUCGGCGAUCAACGUGCAGAACAAGUUGAGCGUGCUUACAGAGCUAUGGAAGAUGGUUUAACGUUACUUGGCGUGACUGCGGUGGAAGAUCGAUUACAAGACGAUGUCCCAGAAACUCUGGAGAGUUUACGUGCGGCUGGCAUAAAAAUUUGGAUUUUAACGGGUGACAAAGCAGAGACGGCUGAGAAUAUUGCCUUUCUCUGCGGUCAUUUUAAGAAGGGUACUGAAUUGUUGAGGCUCAUGGACCAAGUCACUGCACAAUCUUGUUGCAUAACACUAACCAGUUUCGAGAGACGCGUGAUGCUGGAUCCAUAUAAACAGUAUGGAAUAAUAAUGGAUGGUGUAAGUAUGGCUACUGCUUAUAAAAAUUGUCCGGAACUUCUUCGUAGUGUGGCGAUGUCUUGCGAAGCUGUGGUUUGUUGCAGAAUGUCUCCCUUGCAAAAGUCUGAGAUGGUACAGUUGCUGAAAUGUAAUGGAAAGAAACCAAUUACGGCCGCCAUUGGUGACGGCGGAAAUGACGUAUCUAUGAUACAAGAAGCACAUGUAGGGAUUGGUAUCAUGGGAAAGGAAGGACGUCAGGCGGCAAUGAACUCAGAUUUUGCAUUUACUAAAUUUCGAUUUUUGAGAAAAGCAUUGCUAGUACAUGGGCAUUGGUAUUAUGUGAGACUUAGUAUUCUGACGCAAUAUUUUUUCUAUAAGAAUUUAGUAUUUAUAACACCACAGUUUCUAUUUGGAUUCUCCAGCAAAUUUUCCACUCAGUCACUUUUCGAUAGUAUAUUUCUUAUGUGUUACAAUACUAUAUUCACUUGCGUUCCAGUACUUCUUUAUGGAUUAUUUGAACAGGAUUACUCUGCUGAUAAACUGUUAAAAUAUCCUCAACUGUAUAAAAUUAAUAGUAAAAAUUAUUUAUUAUCAACAAAGCAAUUUGCCAUAUGGAGUUUUAUAGCUGUAUGGCAUACCUGUGCAUCAUAUUUCAUACCAUUCAGCUUUUGGUAUAUCAAUCCCAUCAAUCUAUAUGAUAACACAGAAGCUGGCCAUUGGGUUUACAGUACAUGUAUAUUUCAUAUAGUUACCUUAGUAACUGGUCUCAAGAUUUUAUUAUAUAGUACGUAUUGGACUACACCUUUUGUAGUUAGCGUAGUGUUAUCAGAGAUUUCCUUUUACAUUGUUGCAUCAACUUAUUCAGGCUUAAAUAUAAGAUAUGAUGGAGACAUGCUCUGGGUCUUUUACAAGUUACUAAUGUCACCAACCUUCUGGCUAUUGACUGUUGUCACCACAGUGACAUGUUUUAUACCAGAUUUCCUAAUACUGAUCUACAAAAACUACAGGCCCAUGAGAGUUGCGAAACAGCAUUCACGAAAAAACGGAGGCAUUAACGUCAGCUCAUCACUUUCUCAGUCACAUUGUAAACGCAUAACGGAUUUUCUGCCAUGGAAGGGCAAUCGGCCUUUCAACAAAAUAUUUUAACCCCAUCAAACACCAUAGUCAAAUAACCUCACUUUUUCCCAGGCAGAAUAAAUUAAAUAGUAAAUAUGAGAUUAACAUCCUGCCAUUUUCGUCGUCUAAUGGUCACCACUUUACUGGUAGCAUUGAUCUAUUGUAUUAUUCAAAUCCUUAGAUCUGAACUUGGAUUCAAUGACACCGA
Cephus cinctus (wheat stem sawfly) is the source of this 3911-nucleotide messenger RNA. Its product is annotated as probable phospholipid-transporting ATPase IF. Gene Ontology annotation, biological process: phospholipid translocation. Lineage: Eukaryota; Metazoa; Arthropoda; Insecta; Hymenoptera; Cephidae. The transcript has 20 exons. Bases 371 to 3733 code for a protein of 1120 amino acids. The record is from RefSeq and is a predicted model, not a curated record. Gene Ontology annotation, molecular function: ATP binding; ATPase-coupled intramembrane lipid carrier activity; ATP hydrolysis activity. Gene Ontology annotation, cellular component: trans-Golgi network; plasma membrane; endoplasmic reticulum.